Molecule: messenger RNA, 4023 nt
Organism: Delphinapterus leucas (beluga whale)
Lineage: Eukaryota; Metazoa; Chordata; Mammalia; Artiodactyla; Monodontidae
Source: RefSeq, a predicted model, not a curated record
AAAACUGAGGCUUAAAGAAUUUAAGAAGCUUGCCCAAGAGGACGUCCUGAGUACGUGGUGGAGCUCAACUCAGAUGCGGCUGAGCACAGAACCUGUGCUCUUGGCGUCUACACUUCACUACCUCGCAUCCCGGGUGGCUUCUCACACACAUGCCUGGACUUAUUUUUAACUCCUCGAGGGACCACUGCCAAGGCCUCUGGCUCAGCGCUGCUGACAGCCUGGUCCGUGGAGGAGCCCAAGGCGGCCAGUGGGAAGGCACACGAAGAAUCCACAUGCUUCAAAUGAACCCUCGGAUACUUUUCUUGCUUGAUGCUGGUGUACAAAUUAAUUACGCAUUUACUCUGAUUUCAAAUGUACCGGAGAAGCUUAUCAUUUAAAGAUGUUCGUUGAGGAAUCCUUUGUAAAGUAAUGAGGUUUGCAAAUAGGUUUUGUUUUGCAGAAGCAAAAUCCAGCACCAUCAUUUAACUUUUUCACCUCUUGGGGUUUUGUAUUGGUACCCAUUGGGUUUUCUUAAAGAAAGGCUCACCUUUAUUUAGAAAGAAUAAAACUUUCAGCACAAGGACCUAAAGUCUUGAAUUCGUAUGCUUUAAUUUGCCUUCAGAUCAGAAUUAUAUCUGUAUUUGCUCAAUUGCAUAAGCGAUCUUGCCUCUUUGGUUUUGAAAAUGAUGUUUGUAUACUCUUAGGAUGUGACAAGAUUUAGGGCACAUUCCUCCAAGGUACCUGUACAGACCCUCGAGUCAGGCCACCUGGGUUCCAGGUCUGGCUGACUGAAGCAGGCUGCAGAGCCCCCCGUCACAACAACGCAGCUGCUCACCUGGGCAGGAGCACGUCCAUCCUGGCUCUCUUCAGGCUGGAGGUCCAGAUGUGGAGGAUGCUGGCUGUGAGGUCUCAGGAUGGACAGCUGGGAGCUUGUGGGCAAUGACACUGGCUGGCUGAGGACAAGUCCAGGCCAUUGGGCAGAGCCUGAUUUCAGAAGCUUGUGAUGGGACGGUGGCAGCAGACCCAGACGGCCAGAGAUCAGAAGACCCGGCGAGGGUUGCUGCCUCCAUUAUGUGCCAGCCACUGUACGCUGGGGAAAGCAAGAGCCUCUCAGAGCCUGCCUGCCAGCCACCGCCCAGCGGACGGAUCAAGCCUGGGUCACAGCAGCGACGGGGAAAUGUUAGGAGCAAGAACUACAAUUGCUGUAAAGGUCUCAGACGCCUCUGCUCCUGCGUUCAGCGUCUCGGCUCUGCUGGGACCAAGUGGAUACCCCGGGGGCCCUGGAGGACACCAGAGCUACAGAGACCUCCACCAUCGUUCUACCCUGAGGUCAACAGCUGAGGAUCGGAGACAAAAAGAACUCGGACAAGGGCGUGUGAAGACAGGCACAACACUAGGCCGAAGUGCGAGAGGCCGUGCCUGCCCGCGGGAGCACAGGGGUCUUCAGUUGGAGGUGGCCAUGGAGAUGGGCGGCUGUCGUCCUAGUGGGUGGCACGCGUGGAGAGGAGGCUGUGCUGGAGAGAGAGGCCAAGACAAACGGGCUGACUGUUGGCAGAAGACACUAACUAGCAAGCUCUACAAGACCCCGUCUACUCCUUCAGGCCUUGUGUCUUUCUGGAAUUGCAACCUAUACGAUCCAGCCAUUUGGAACUGCCAUCAUUCCCAAACAAACCAGAUUGGCUUAUAUCUCCAUGACUGACUUCAUGCUGCUGCUGCUGCCUGUCUGCCUAGAGACACCUGCUCAUCUUCAGAGACCAAGCCUAACGUGAUGCUGUGAAGCCUUAUCUGACCACGUACUCAACAAAAUGCACUCAUUUCUCUUGGGUAUAUAACUAGGAAUGGAAUUGCUGGGGCACAGGGUGAGCAAUUUUUAGUUUUAGUAGGUACUUCCAAACAAAUUUCCAAACUGACUGCAUCAAAAUGUGUAAUUCUACCAGGAAUUUAUAGUAUUCCAGUUGCUUCACAUCCUUGCCAACAUUUAUUGUUAGCAUUCUUUUAAAUUUUAAUCGUUCUGAUAGGUAAUUGUGUUUCAUUAAUUGGCAUUUGCCAGAUGACUAAUGAUAUUAUCUUUUUAUUGGCCGUUUGAAUACCCUCUUUAGUGAAGCACCUGCUCUUUGUAUAUAUUUUGGAUUCUUUUCGUGGAUGUAUGUAUUGUAAAUAUCAUUAUCCAGUCUGUGGCUUGCCAUCUUACUCUUUUUUGGUGUCUUUUGAUGAACAGAAGUUCUUAAAGUUAUUUUUAUUUAUCUUUUUUUAAGACUAGUAAUAUUUGCUAUUCCACCCAGCAGCCAUUCGGAACCAGAGGGUGGAGGACAGAAUGAAAAGAAGCUUGGAUCCCUGAGGACUGUGGGCUGCCAUACAUAGGAGAGAGAAAUGCAGAAACAGAAGGAUCUGAAGAUGGGACAACCUGAUAGAUGUGCAACGAAUAUGCCAAUUAAAUAAGCAUUUUUACUCAAGACAAGGUAGGAUGCAAGUAUCUUCAGAUGUCAUAAAGGAUGGCUUGUUUCAGGCUUGCAUAUUCAGAUACGGCAACAACCUGACAUGCAGUCACUGGCCCAUUUGCCUAAAGAAGCACCAGCCACUCUAACCCGCUGGGAUAUCAGGACUGGAGGACGAAUAUGGGUCUGGGGUCACUGCUCUGGGCUGGGCCCACGCUGAAGUUUCAGAGGACCGUUGAGAGGAUGGGCCAGAUCCCCAUUUCUAUGCGAUCUGGGAGUGCCUGGAGUAAACAGGACCUCUCCCAGAACACCAUGAGUAAGAGUGGCCCACAGAACUGUCUCCCUGGCCCCACACUCACCCAGUUCAGUAGUUGGGUCCUUGGACCUUCUACUGUCUUGGGGAACAGCCUGGCUGUACUUGGACUAGUUCUGGCUGGGAUUAAACUAACAUCCCAUUGGUCACUCAGUGAAAAUUCUUGAUUAUCAAUUUAGGUUUUCUGAUCUGCUUUUGUGCACAGCAAACUAUCUAAAAACUACUUCUGAAAAAUUAAUAUCCAAUUAAAUACAGCUACCCAUUUCAAGCCCAAAUUUUCCUUAAACUUACUAAUUUGAGUUCAAUUCCCAAAUCUUAUUACUCAACUAAUAGAUCUAGCAAAUGUUAAUAAUUAACACUUAUUUUUAAAAGGGCUCAUGCAGCUUAAUUAACUUCCUUUAACAUCUUAAACUGCAUCUAUACAUUUAAUGUAUUGAUUUUCUUUUUAAGUAGUUCAGUGGUCUGAUUAAUAAAACCUUUUCAGUCCCUAAAUAACUCUAGUAAAUCUAAUCAAUUAAACAUAGAAAUGUCGACUAUUAAAUCCUCUUAAAUGUUUCAAUGUUACAAAUUUACUAACUUGACUCUCAUAUCCCUCUACUUAAAACAGCAAAUAUAAAUCAAUUCUAAGCUACAUUUUAAAUUGGAAUCACAAUACUGAUCUCUUGUUCUCAUAGACCAAAUUCUCGAAAACACAACAAACUCUUAAAUACCAGACAUGAACAAAUUAUUUCUGAACCUAACACAAACUUUUUAACACAGGUUUUGUUUACUUUGUUAUUUCUAUACUUAAUCCUAUUUUAUUCUGGGAUUAAGACAUCACAUCCACUAAGGAGAUAACUCUGUUAUCCCAAACAAUUUGGCAUUGCUUUUCGAGCUGACCGAGGUUGCAUGUGGACAGCUAUUUUGGCCAAGAGGAGUUCCAACAAGGAGGGACAAAUAGGGCCCUCUUUUAUGGUUGCUAAACAGGGAUUCCAGGAGUUAAAGAGGUUAUCUGCAUGGUCCAUCUUGCUGGAUUUAAGUCAAAUCGCUAUGUAAUUUCUCUCUAUGAAUAGAUUUCUGCAUCCUCCCCUCAGAUUGUGGCAACUUCCAUCAUUGCUUCAUUAGCUCUGCAAGUCUUUGCGUCGCUUAAGAUAUUUACAUGUUACUCCAUUGGACUCUACAUCUCCCAGGGCUUUGCUGUCUCUGCAGUCUGCUGAUAACCAGGUGUUCUUGGGUUCAUGGAAGGAUGAGCCAGUUGAGCCUGGAAAGCCCAGCCAUUUGAAAUGUCCCACACUGUGGGGGGUGGCGGUGGGAAGA